CUCUUUCGUUCGUACGCAAAUUGACUGUCCAAAACGUGCAUAAACACCACCGAUUGUGUGCCUCUCUUCUCCCCCUCUUCUUUUUUUUCUUCUUGUUUUUGGAUACGCCAAAUAUACAUCAAGCAGCGCAGCAAUGGGCCUUUGGGAUCGGAUAUUAGCGAAGAUCGUUCCUCCAAAAACCGUAGAGGAUGAAGAACAAACAGAAAGCUACUUCAUCCCUGGUGCAUUGGUCACCACCCUCUUCUUCCUUUGGGGCUUCAGUUACGGUUUGCUAGACACGUUAAACAAGCACUUUCAGAAUGUAUUGGGAAUCACUACAACUGAGACCACGUACAUGCAGGUGGCUUACUUUGGUGCAUACUUUGUGAUCAGUCCCAUUGCCGGUGUUAUCUUAAAGAGAAUUGGAUACAAGAAAACCAUCAUUCUGGGCUUGCUGCUCUACGUGCUUGGUUCACUAUGCUUCUAUCCGGCCGCAGUCAAUGAAUCAUAUGGCGGCUUCGUUGGUUCUCUGUUUACGAUCGCUUCAGGUUUGGCUAUGCUUGAGAACUGUGCCAAUACCUAUAUUACAAUCAUCGGUUCUCGACGCUGGGCGUCUCUCCGAAUCAACUUAUCCCAAGGUUUCAAUGGUAUCGGUACAACUAUUUCUCCCAUUAUUGCUUCGUAUGCUUUCUUUGGAGGUGACGAAGAAGCAACGGGUAACUUGGACUCUGUUAAAUGGACAUAUGUCGGUGUCGGUUGUGGUGUAUUUUGCAUUGCAAUUCUCUUUUGCUUUGCCCGUAUCCCUGAAUUCGACGAAGAAGCUCAAAUGCGAGCUGAAUCCGAAGCAACUGGUGAAGUUGUGCGCCGUGCAUCCAUGAAGUCACCGCAUUUGUGGUUGGGAGCCAUCACGCAAUUCAUUUACACUGGCAACCAGGUUGCCAUUGCUUCUAUGUACAUUUACUAUGCGACCAUUGUCGGUGGAUACACCGACUCCUUUGGCUCACAGUUGCUGGCUCUUGGCCAAAUGUGCUUUACCAUCGGUCGAUUCGUGGGUGUUAUAUUGAUGCGCUGGUUCCGCGCCGAUCACCUUUUGGCAGCUUACUCUGUCUGUGCCAUCAUUGCCACCAUUUGUGCUGUUACUGUUCAUACACAGCAAUCGACAUACACUUUGAUGGUAAUCCUGUUCUUUGAAAGUAUCAUGUUCCCUACCAACUUUGCCCUCGGAACGCGUGAUCUUGGUCGUAACUACAAAUACGGUGCACCCAUCUUGAUCAUGGGUGUUGCAGGAGGUGCUCUUUUCCCAACCUUAAUGGCUCUUACCAAGGACAACCGCAACAUUCACCUUGCCUUUGUUAUUCCACUCGUCGGAUUUGUCAUAGAAUUCUGUUAUGCUCUGUUUGGAUCAAGAUGGAUCAUCUACGUAGAUGAGGAAGAUGAUCAACCAUCAGCUAUUGACAAGGAUAAGGGCAGCAGUGCUGAACUCGAAGCUGCGGCUGAUAAAAACAGCAUUACUUAUGCUGAACAAGCUAAAUAACUAUAUCAAAUACCUU
Messenger RNA from Zychaea mexicana, 1529 nucleotides. Its product is annotated as major facilitator superfamily domain-containing protein. The transcript is spliced from 7 exons. Gene Ontology annotation, biological process: transmembrane transport. Gene Ontology annotation, molecular function: transmembrane transporter activity. Bases 134 to 1513 code for a protein of 459 amino acids. The record is from RefSeq and is a predicted model, not a curated record. Lineage: Eukaryota; Fungi; Mucoromycota; Mucoromycetes; Mucorales; Lichtheimiaceae.